This is a messenger RNA of Necator americanus (New World hookworm), 816 nucleotides long. RefSeq lists its product as uncharacterized. NCBI's taxonomy places the organism in Eukaryota, Metazoa, Nematoda, Chromadorea, Rhabditida, Ancylostomatidae. The transcript has 5 exons. The coding region runs from base 1 to 816 and encodes 271 amino acids. The record is from RefSeq and is a predicted model, not a curated record.
AUGAUGGUUCUGAUUGAGGAUGACUCGGGCUGCCUUCGGACUGUCGGAGCAGAAGAGCUCAUGAGAAGGAGGAAAUACAGAUGCAGAGAUAUUGAGAAGCUGUUCAAAGUAGUUGCAUCGUUGGAUAAACCGAUACACGUGAUGCCUCACCGUCGAGACUUCGUUACCUUCAAAAAAGACUCACUCAGCAGAGCCGAAGGGCAGCUGAGGCGACGAGAACACAUAGCGGACAAUGAUGCAAGCCGAGCGAGAAUCAUCGAUGCGGGCGAGACGCAGAGGCCGCAGGGCGGAACCAGCGAGCAAAUAUGGAGAAGAGCCGCGAGCGAGAGCCCAGCACUCGCUCGACAGCUAUGGAUCACAUGGGAUGUAAGAGAAAAGACUAGUGAUGAUGCUCGAAUAGAACUGUUUUCGGACAGUUUUCGAAGAGCAGGUGAAAUCGAGGAGCAUACGCUCCAGGCACGCGCAGGUGUCUGGAGCGUUGCACAGUUAUGUGGCCGACGUUACCCGGAUAUUGCAAAAAAGUGUUAUUGCCCAGCAAACUGCCAAUGCCCAACCCAGAGGAGUCAAAUACUCGGAAUUUUCGGGAACAAGCCUCCGUUUCGUAACGCUGAACUGCCGGAAAUUGUCGACCCGAAGUUACUCCGACCACUCGGUGUCGAUGCGCAGUUCACGCGAGACACCAAGUCUCACAGGCCUUCGAACACUGACGAAUGGAUAGGUACUGUGCGAGCUGUAGAUGGAGAAGGUUUGACAGAGCCGUGUUCAGGCACGACACGGAUCGACGAAGACGAGGGUAACCACACCAGUGGGAGGUGA